UUUUCCUUUACAGUAUAUAAAUAUUUGAAAUAAGUUGUCAGUAUCUGAAUAUAUCAUUUAAAUGAUAACAUUUAAAGGUUUGAGACAUAUACGCUGCUUGCCUUAAAUCUAAUCUACGCUCUGAAACAAUUUUGAAUGAAGGGGAAUUAGUGUUUUCUAACCGAGCCCUUUAAAAAUUAAGGAUAACCUCCCUUAGUUUGAAAUGUAGACAAAGAAGUUUUACAACUUUAUGAAGACUCAAGUAAUGUUUCUCGGUAGGAAUUGUAUUUGUAAUGGCUGCAAUACAGGAAGAAGUGUUUGCGUGUUCCGUGUCUGAAUUUGUCCGAGGGACAGAAAAGAAAAGAAUAACAGUCAACGACAACGAUAUAUUCAUCGUGAAAAUUGGAGACAAAUAUUUCGCCCUAGAUUCGUUUUGUUACCAUGCUGGCGGUCCUUUAUACAAUGGCGAUAUAGAGGUAGAGCUUGGUGGUCGUGCGUGUAUGGUAUGUCCCUGGCAUAAAUAUAAAGUGUGCAUCGACACGGGACAAAACUUCUACCAGUCGGUUGAUCCGAAAAACCCUAAGACGUCGGUGAAAUGGACGGCAGGACAGCGUCGCCAUAGAACGCACGCCGUUAUCGUCAGGGACGGUAAAAUAUACGUAACGUUAACGGAAAAAGACGGAACGCUGGACUCGGAUCAGUACAAUGGUCACCGAGCCUGAAAUCUGGAAAUCUAUGAUACAUUGAGUGUUUGUUUUACGGUAUACGGGUGAUGUCAGUGCUUUGUGAUGCUUCGAGUGCAUAUUUUGCGGUACGGGACCGCUUUGAGUUAUUUGUUUUCGCUAUUCCCUUUCUUUGGGAGAAUGUAUCGGUACGGUAAGAAACUCGUUACAGACACCAUGCGGACUAGCGCUUCUUUGGAAAUCUUUUAGCUCCCGCCCUGGCGCUCAAUUGAAUAAACGUCGAAUAAAGAA
Mya arenaria is the source of this 953-nucleotide messenger RNA. Its product is annotated as Rieske domain-containing protein-like. Lineage: Eukaryota; Metazoa; Mollusca; Bivalvia; Myida; Myidae. Bases 273 to 701 code for a protein of 142 amino acids. The record is from RefSeq and is a predicted model, not a curated record. The transcript has 5 exons. Gene Ontology annotation, molecular function: 2 iron, 2 sulfur cluster binding.